AUGAGAAAAAAAUUCUUCAAAUUUCUACCGUCUUAUAUUAUCAAGAUAAUUUUGUCAGUUGAACACUUUCUGUUCCAAGUCAUUCCUCGAGACAGUUCCAACAUCUCUCACGUGGUUUCAAAAUGGGUAAGUAUACAACCAAAAAGGGACCUGCUCUAUGGAAAACGACUGGAUGAAGUGACUUAUUACGAGACUUGUAUGGCCACCAAAGGUGAUUGUGAGAUCAUGUGGAACGUUAUUGAGCUCAUAUUUCCUCAACUCCAAGAGCUAACGAUUUGGGAUAGAGAUGCUCUUCUCCGAAACUUUCAUCCUAAAUGGUCCAUUUUGGUCUCUGCAAUUGAUUUUGAUAAGAAUCGAGCAAUCUAUGAAGACGUUUGUACAGCAGAGGACUAUUUUAAUAUGAUUGUGAAAUUUUACUCGGCUUCUAUGUAUGAGGGAUGUGAAAUGGACCGAAAUGAUAUUUUGAGAAUCUUCGAACCAAAUCUCCGCUAUUUCGGUGUCAACCUUGCCCUCCCAAUUUGCAACAAGAAAUUCAAUGCCGUUGAACAUAUGGCAAUCGCCUUGAUGACAUUUUUCGACGGAGCCCAUACAAAUCUAAGUGAGCAAUGCUCCAAAAUGUGUUAUGAAAUCAAAAAUGUGAUUAUGCGAGAGCUUAAAGGAUAUUAUAUGGACAGAAAUGUGGAGGAAAUGAGAUUUAUUGAAACUAUCGAUGUUUUACAAUUGAUGGAAAAAGGAGAAGCCAAAUUUCAGGAGGAAUUGUUGCUCUGCGAAAUGCACAAUGUGCAUAUUCAUGAUGACUAUCGAUUAAUGAUUAGGGAACAUAAUUAUUGA
Caenorhabditis briggsae is the source of this 831-nucleotide messenger RNA. RefSeq names its product Protein CBR-NHR-63 (gene Cbr-nhr-63). Bases 1 to 831 code for a protein of 276 amino acids. The record is from RefSeq and is a predicted model, not a curated record. NCBI's taxonomy places the organism in Eukaryota, Metazoa, Nematoda, Chromadorea, Rhabditida, Rhabditidae. The transcript is spliced from 4 exons.